AUGCGUUGUUCCUCAUCAGGGUGUAGUUACUUUACACCGCUGGGAACCAUCAUGGUCAGCGGGGGUGCAGGAGAACUGUGGAGUAAUAUUUCGGAUUCAAGGAGGAUGCGAAGCGAUAAUGUGCCGUGCUCUGAAGAGAAUUCGAAGAACGGCGUUUGUGAACCUCCGUCAAGACUACUGACGAACGGUGCUACUCAGCAUACGUACAAUGUGCCCCGACAAUCCAUUACAUCCUUUCCCGACCCUGACGGCUUAAGAACUGCCCACCUCCAUGGGAGUAUGCUCAGCGAUCCGAUUCCCAUUAAUCCUAACGGUCCUUCCUUCAGUGGUCGAGAAUUCGGUGGCCCUGGUUGCAACGCUUCUCUUGUGAGCAUUCCUGCCUCCCAGAAUCGUGGUCAGCCGAGGUUCGCUAAAGCCGUCAACACACUGGCGACAUGUGGCACCCCCACAAUAACAAUUGCAACCAAAGAUGAGACUCAGUUGGUUAUUCCACCCAGGUACUUGGUAUGGGCGUUCGAUAUCCUUAGAAACGGUUGGCGACGCUUGGCACCCUUUGAUGUGACUGGACUGACUGUUUUUGGACUGGCCAAGAAGGCAGCAGAGUACGAGGUGGCAGGCAAACGUAUCCUCACUACCACCGCUCGUUGUUAUGACUGUCCGGCAUCGUGGAGUUGGAGCGUGCGAGAGUUCAUGUUCUGGUUGGACUCGGCGCUUCCGGGGCCUGCAGGUGGUUGUAGUCAGGCGCGGGGGACCAACGAGCCACUCGUCAUCAGUAGUCUGCCUGGCGGCCAUGCUCCGAGCGGCUCUUCACCUGGUCCGAGCAGUUCUGUUCCCAGCGGUCAUUUUCCCCCAGCUGCCUGGAGCAGCCAUGACAUACCCUUGGCAGCAAUUGCAGCGCCAGCUGAGAGAGAAUUAGCGAUUCGGCCCAGGUACUUGGUAUGGGCGUUCGAUAUCCUUAGAAACGGUUGGCGACGCUUGGCACCCUUUGAUGUGACUGGACUGACUGUUUUCGGACUGGCCAAGAAGGCAGCAGAGUACGAGGAGGCAGGCAACCGUAUCCUCACUAUCACAGCUCGUUGUUAUACCUGCGCCCCAUCAUACCAUUGGACUGUAGACAACUUCGUGAGUUGGUUGCUAACAUCGCUUCCAGGACCUGUUGGGGGGUGCAGUCUGGUGUCGGACGACCUGUCGCGAUACCGCAGUCGAAAGCUUGACGUAGGCAUGGUGAGCAGGGCAGUGGAGGAUAUUCUGCGGUCGUGGACCCCGUUCAUGCCGUUUGGCGACCAAAUUGACGUCUGGUGGAAACGUGUUGGAUGCCGGCAUGAGGCAACCGCGGACUCCCCCCACAUACUGGACUGGCAGCUGGAUGGUAUAAUUGUGAAGUUGGCUGCUGAGCAGAAGGCAGCACGAAGUAUCCAUGAAGAAGCAAAACAAAAAGCUCCUUACCCAGAUCCUUGCCCAGAUCCUGACUCGGUCGUAGAGGUACCGACGUACGUGACUGGGAUUUCGGGUUUCAAGUUUCGAAUUGUAACAGAGGACGAGGUGCUUCUUCGGCUCGAACCGUGGUACCUGGUCUGGGCUUACGACCAACUCAGUCAUGACUGGUUGCACACCUUGCCACGGGCACUAUUAAGGGAACUGUCCUCCAAGGCCACUAAGCGCUUGACUGUUUUCGGCUUGGCCCUCUGGGCUCGUCAAUGGAAUAGACGCGGCGAAAUGCUCUCUACUCUGUCUGCUCGCUGCUAUCAUUGCGAAGAAGGAAACGACUUCAAUAACCUUGACCUCACUAACAAUCAAAAAUGUGGGCGGUGCGAAAGGUGCCAAGGCCUGUGGGACUGUGAGGCGUUUUCGAAGUGGCUACGCUUUAGACAUUAUGUUAGCCAUCCUCCUAGUGGCGACGGAGAGCUCCUGCCUGAGUGGAACCGUAUGGUCCAAUAUCUUGGUUUCCAGGCGCCAUCUGGUGCCAAGGGACCGAGAAUCCGCAUUUCUCAAUUCGAUUAUCCCUUCGUUAAUCCAAAUGGGUUUCUCGGCUGGGGUUCAGUGCUCGCGGGCGUCGUUGAGGGGCCAAGAGUCGUCGAGGACGGCCCCACGCCCCCCAAGAGACGAUGCCAGGAGCCGGACAGCAACAUUAAUGAGAAUUUGGUUCUCGUUCUCUGUCCCAAUAUCGCAAGUUUUGGAGCUGAUGAUAGCGUUGCAGCAGGAGGCGAAGGUCGUAACGGCGAAGGUCCUGCCGCCGAGACUCUCACCAGUCAUGACCUGUUGGCCGAGUCAUGUAACGAGGUCAUAAUGAACUCGACGGAAGACGACGUUAGCGCCCAGACGAGUAGCUGCGAGGCUCUUGUCAAAGCAGAUCCUAACGGCGAACCUCUUUCCGGCGAGACUCUUACCAGUCAUGACCUGUUGGUCGAGCCAUGUAACGAGGUGGCGAUGAACUCGACGGAAGACGACGUUGACUGCACUACGUAUUAUUCCCAGUAUGAAUCCCCCGUUUUCUUCGUGGACGACACCCUCCUGUGUGGGACGGAGGAAAUCGUAGCUGGGUCUGAUGACAUCACUGAAGACGUAGCCGCGGGAGUUGCAUCUCCUCCUACUUCUCCUGAUGCGGAUGACACACUUUAUCCUUCUCCCGAAGCGGUCCCGUCUUUUGGAGCCAGUGCGUCCCCCGGAGUCACUCCGUCCUCCGGAGCUGUUCCUUCCGCCGUAGCCCCUCCAUACCCUGGGGGCACUUCUCUGAACGUGGGUGCCUUGAUUUCCACAGGCCGGCAGUCUCAGGUGACCGGCGGCUUUGGAGGUGGUUUCACGAAGGCGGAAGGUUGGCACAACAUCACUGAGACAAUGGAGGCGGUGGCUGCGAUCAAGCCGCGGCGUGUGGUGUCGUCAGUAGUGUCUGUGGAAGGGGAGCUGGAGCGGAAGCGGCCGGAGGCGAAGGUCCCUACGUUGAAAUUGUUUACGCCGGAGGAGCGUUCGUGGAAGGUGGACCCGAAGUAUUUGUUCUGGUCGUACUCGAUGUUGCGGCACGGAUGGUGGUGGUUGGUUCCGUUCAGUACAAAGGGGAAGUCGGUGUUUGCGUUGGCACGGGAGGCGGAGCAGUGGGAGAAAGCGAAGCGCCCUAACUUUGCGUUAUCAGCCCGGUGUUUUUCUUGGCGUAGUCCGGAGCCAUGGACGACGACCGAGUUUCUGAACUGGGCAGACUUGCCGCCCCAUGUGCGACCGAAGGGAAUAGCAACGCCACGUCGAGUGGGCGAGUGCGUGCUCGAGGAGGCUGUUGAAGACGCUGUGCAGCACUGGUCGCAACUAGAGCCGUCACACUCCUUCUGUCACCAAAUGUCUAAGUGGUGGCGAACGCGAGAGCGGGGCCGGUUCCAAGCGGCAAGCGACGAGCCAAGGGUAUCCUCUGUGGUGUUCGACGAACUCGUCUUGGAGCGACUGGGGCGGCUGAAAGUGUCGGUGGAGAAGCUGCCUGAGGCAAUUAUGCGCGACUCACGGACUCGGAAAAUUCGCCUGGCAGCAGAAUACUUCCCGCCGAAACACGUCCCCGCCGAGCUUCAGAAACGCAUCCCCAAGCGGUGGGUCGGAAUCUCAGGGCACGAGUUCGAGAUCGCGACUCCGCAGGAAAAAGGCCUGCGCAUCUCCGCCCCUCUUCUGGUCUGGGCCUAUGACGUCCUCAACCACGGCGCCUGGGGUUCCUUGCCGGCGAUCUGGGCCGCCACUAAAUUGUCAGUCUUUGGCUUGGCGAGGAAGGCCCACGACUGGGCCCGCGGCGGCGGCAAAAUACUUACCCUCUCAGCAGGCCCCUACUACUGCGGAGAAGACCGCGAAUACCACGAACGCUGCGAACGUUGCAGUAUCUGGAACCGCCACGACUUCUGGCUCUGGCUACGCGCCAGACAUGUCGUACCACGCGUCAUGGAACACACCAGACACACCACCAGAACACUCCACCAGCAAACUGUCGAUUCCCUCGGCUUCGACUGCCCACGACCCGACCCAGAGCGCAGGAUCGCCGUCCUGCCCUACGACUGCCCUCUGUACGAUUUCGGCAGUCCCGAUAGUCCCUUUCAAUCAACCUUCGAGGACUGGUGGAAACGAAACAAGGGUCAAGAUUCGGCUCAAGAUGGUUUCGAACGCUGGGAAUCCGAGCGUAUCAUUCUGUACCGACUCUGGCAGCAGGGCAUUCCUCUCGUCUUUUUUCAGCACCACCGACGCUAA
Molecule: messenger RNA, 4209 nt
Organism: Gregarina niphandrodes
Lineage: Eukaryota; Apicomplexa; Conoidasida; Eugregarinorida; Gregarinidae
Exons: 2
Coding region: 1-4209 (1402 amino acids)
Source: RefSeq, a predicted model, not a curated record